AUGUUUCUCAAGCACAUCGUGCCGUCGAUCGCGCAGGCGCUCGGGCUCAUGCUCGUGAUCAUGUCGUUCGUGAGCCCGGUGCCGUUUCAUGACUCGGACAUUUCGCUCGUGUACAUAGGUCCGAAUGUGCUCGACUAUCCCGCGGCGCCGAACGCCUCCGCCGUGCCGCCCAAGACGGUCGUAGCCGCGGAAAUGUCCAAGGCGUCAGAGACCAACGUGCGCUACCGCAUGGGCCUGCUCGGCUCGUGCUUCACCAACGCGCAGCGUGACAUGUUCUGCACGCCGUCGAGCAUGCAUCCACGGCAUAAUACGACGUGGCUCGCGACGGAGCCGGGCGUCCACUGGCGCACGUCCAGUCUGCCGACGUCAUGGACGACGUACCCGUCUCUCGUCUUGUUCUCGUGGUUCCUCGUGCUGGCGACGACGCCGAUCGUCUUUCGCCGCCUGUACCUGUGGAUGCGCCCCCAGACGCCCAAGCUGCGCUUGGCAACGCUGCGCCUUCUCUGGUGGGCGCUGUAUGUCCAGGAUGUCGGCGCAUGGCUCUUGCUGGCGUGCAUGAUCUCCCUGCGCGUCCGCAUCGCACGCGUCGUCGACACGUUCAAUACGGACAAUGACGGCCGCGUCCUCGAGGGCCCGGCGAUCAGCAUGCUCAUGGACGGCGCACCGCCCCUGGGCCUGCGCGCCGAUCCAGGCACGGGCUUCAGUUGCAUGACCGUGGCAGCGAUCCUGUUUCUGGGCAUGACAUGGCUCGAGCGAUUCCGCCUGUACCGCGAGGAGGCCGCGCCUGACGCGCAAGGCGAUGAUCCAGAGGCGGCCGUGACUACGAGCGCAUGGCGCCGGUUGUGGCGUACGCCUGUGUCUGAGCCGCCAAAGCCGAUGGACAUUUCGGCGCCGCUGCCGGCGCGGAGCGACGCGUCCGACGACACGUGGUCGGUGGACAAAGCCGCGGCGCCGGGGCAGGGUUCGUCCGUAGACGCCUAG
Malassezia restricta is the source of this 981-nucleotide messenger RNA. RefSeq lists its product as uncharacterized. The coding region runs from base 1 to 981 and encodes 326 amino acids. The transcript has a single exon. Lineage: Eukaryota; Fungi; Basidiomycota; Malasseziomycetes; Malasseziales; Malasseziaceae. The record is from RefSeq and is a predicted model, not a curated record.